AUGAAGACGAUGCUGCCCAGCGUAGUCGCCAUCGCGCUUCUGCCGCCGCGAUCGCAUCAGUGGCGCAGUGUCGCAUCGGUGGCGGCGUCGCGAUCGGGCACCCUGCAAUGUGCAGAGGAGGCGCGAAUCGCCGAGGCGGCUAGCCCAGUCGUUGCCCGCCCGAGCAUCACGGGCGCGGAGUACUCGCGCGGCCUCGCCACCGUCAGCUUUGUCACCCUUCUCUUUGCCUCCAACUCACCGGUGCUCCGCUCCGCCUUCACCUCGGUCGAGCACGUGCCGCCGCCUCUGCUCGUCAAUGCCGUCGCGAGUGGGACGGCGCUCAGCGGCCUGAUCGUGGGUGCGCCGCUGCUGCGGGGCGUGCCGGCACCCGCGUCGAUCGAGGCGAGUGCGACGAGCGAGUUGAACAGGGAGUCGCUACGCGCCGGGGCGGAGCUCGGCCUCGUCAAGUGCGUCGGCACGAGCUUCAACCUGUACGGCCUGUCGCUCACCUCCGCCGACCACGGCGCGUUCCUGAUACAGCUCACGACCCUCCUCGUCCCGGUCGCGCAAGCCGUCCAGGGCGUCCCCAUACCGCCGCGGAUUUGGGCCGCCGUCGGCACCGCGCUGGUCGGCCUGGCUAUCUUCACGGCCGACCCCUCCGACGCGGCCGCCUCCCUCUCUGGCGACGCCUCGUGCGUCGCGGCCGCGCUCUGCUACGCGCUGUACGACCUCCGCCUCUUUGUGUGGGGCAAGCGCGUCACUCCUCUUCGACUGAUCCAAAACAAGGUGGCGGCGCAGGCGGCGCUGGCGGUGACGGCGGUGCCGCUGCUGGCAUAUGCGGACGCGCGCCAGUUUGUCGAGAGCGUCACGCCGAGCGAUCUGGUGGCUCUCGCGCCCCUCGUGCUCUGGAGCGGCAUCGUCGUCAACGGCGUGGCGCCCUUCCUGCAGGUGGGCGGCCAGCAGGCGGUCGGGCCGGCGAGAGCGCAGGUCGUGUACGCGUCUGGCCCUCUGUGGGCGGCCCUCCUCUCGCUUGCCGUGCUGGGCGAGACCAUCGGGCCGCAGGGCCUGCUCGGAGGCGCCGCGUUCCUGGCCGCGGUGCUCCUCGCCGCGGGCACGCCCGCUCCCGACCCGGCGUGCGAGGAGGAGGUGUGUGAGGUGUGA
Molecule: messenger RNA, 1140 nt
Organism: Emiliania huxleyi CCMP1516
Lineage: Eukaryota; Haptophyta; Isochrysidales; Noelaerhabdaceae
Exons: 1
Coding region: 1-1140 (379 amino acids)
Cellular component (GO): membrane
Source: RefSeq, a predicted model, not a curated record